GCGUGCCCACAAAAGCACCAUCCGCCGCUACUCCCGUCUCGUCUCUUCUUCUCCAACCAGGCGAAAAGCCGCAUCGCGAACGGCGCCAGACCAAACCCCCGAAUCCGAGCCAAGGAGCAAGACCAAACCCCCAAACCCCAUCCGCGGCGGCGGCGAUGGAGUCGGUGGAGGCGCUCGUGGCGCACAUCCAGGCCCUCUCCGGGAGCGCGGACGAGCUGGCGCAGCUCCACGGCCUCCUUAAGCAGGCCGACGGCGACGCCCUGCGCGUCCACUCCGCCGGCCUCCUGCCCUUCCUCUCCCACCUCCACCCCGGCGCCCACUCCCUCGGCUACCUCUACCUCCUGGAUUCUUUCCUGUCGUCGUCCGCUAAUCUGAGGGCGCACGCCGGCGGGGACCUUCUUGUGACCGUGGCCGAUUUCCUCACCUCCUGCUCGGUCGACCAGAUACGCCUGGCCCCCGACAAAUUUCUGAAUGUGUGUAGGGUGCUCAAGAACGAGGUCAUGCAGCUCAAUGCGCCGAUCAGGGGGAUUGCUCCACUGCGGGCGGCCGUCCGCAAGAUCCAGUCAUCGUCAGAGCAGCUUACCCCACUCCACGCUGAAUACCUGAUGCUGUGCCUGCUGGCCAAGCAGUACAAGGCUGGCCUGAACGUCCUGGAAGACGAUAUAUUCGAAGUUGAUCAGCCCAAGGACUUGUUCCUCUACUGCUACUACGGGGGGAUGAUAUAUAUUGGGCUGAAGAAAUUCCAUAAAGCAUUGGAGCUUCUUCAUAAUGCUGUUACUGCCCCAAUGUCAUCAUUGAAUGCAAUUACUGUCGAGGCUUACAAGAAGUAUGUUCUAGUUUCGCUCAUUCAGAGUGGACAGGUUCCGCCAUUCCCCAAGUACACGUCUUCGACUGCUCAAAGGAAUCUGAAAAAUCACGCUCAGAUUUACGUCGAUGUGUCUACGUGCUAUGGCACUGGUAGCUACUCUGAUUUGGAGACAUUCAUCCAGUCAAAUGCAGAGGCCUUCCAAACUGAUAACAACCUUGGACUCGUGAAGCAAGUGCUCUCUUCAAUGUACAAGCGAAACAUCCAGAGGCUGACCCAGACCUAUUUAACUCUUUCGCUUGAAGACAUUGCUAGCUCUGUUCAACUUAACACCCCGAAAGAAGCUGAGAUGCAUGUACUUAGGAUGAUUGAAGAUGGUGAGAUCUAUGCAACGAUAAACCAGAAGGAUGGCAUGGUCAGCUUUAAUGAAGAUCCUGAGCAAUAUAAAAGUAGUGAAAUGGUGGAGCACAUCGACUCUUCUAUUCAGAGGUUGAUGGCUUUGUCCAAGAAGCUGACCUCAAUUGAUCAGAACAUCUCGUGCGAUCAUGCAUUUUUGAUGAAGGUGCAGAGUGGAAGGGAACGUGCAAGAUUCGACUACGAUGACUUCGACUCGGUUCCGCACAAAUAUUUUUGAGAUGAUCAGCGCCUUGGGUAACUCGGAAGUACUACCAUCAAGCUAGCCUUGUCCUGAGGUUAUUAUCGGUUCGACCCGUAUAUUACAGCCAUCGAAGUUUGAACCCUGUAAUUUCUGGAAUUAAAAGGAUGGGAACUUCUGCCUAGAGAUAAUGAUGAUACUACUCUUA
This is a messenger RNA of Hordeum vulgare subsp. vulgare (domesticated barley), 1608 nucleotides long. RefSeq names its product COP9 signalosome complex subunit 3. The record is from RefSeq and is a predicted model, not a curated record. Bases 156 to 1439 code for a protein of 427 amino acids. Gene Ontology annotation, cellular component: COP9 signalosome. Gene Ontology annotation, biological process: ubiquitin-dependent protein catabolic process. Lineage: Eukaryota; Viridiplantae; Streptophyta; Magnoliopsida; Poales; Poaceae. The transcript has 11 exons.